AUGAUCCCGCAAAACAGUACAGAACGAGGUGUUAUCAAUGUUGCACUAAGAGUGUCAAAAGAAAAUAUUGAAAUCGUUCCUCAGGAGACAUGUGUUCAGCAUAAAGGUCCUGAAACGAUGAUUCAAGAACGUCAAUCACGUUCCAUGCAUUUCGAUACGGUACCAGAAGAACGACACACUAACGAUGUGCACAGAAAACUACCGCAACGAGAACAAAAACGGCUUUCCGUAAUCUAA
Molecule: messenger RNA, 237 nt
Organism: Necator americanus (New World hookworm)
Lineage: Eukaryota; Metazoa; Nematoda; Chromadorea; Rhabditida; Ancylostomatidae
Exons: 3
Coding region: 1-237 (78 amino acids)
Source: RefSeq, a predicted model, not a curated record